Messenger RNA from Penicillium macrosclerotiorum, 1455 nucleotides. RefSeq names its product glycosyltransferase family 4 protein. NCBI's taxonomy places the organism in Eukaryota, Fungi, Ascomycota, Eurotiomycetes, Eurotiales, Aspergillaceae. Gene Ontology annotation, molecular function: glycosyltransferase activity. Bases 1 to 1455 code for a protein of 484 amino acids. The transcript has a single exon. The record is from RefSeq and is a predicted model, not a curated record.
AUGGCCGAAUCUGCCCCCUUACUCUCGUCGGUGGAUGGUCUCAACGGAGAUUUUCCGGCCAUCCUCCAGGGCAAAAAGAUUCUCCUGGCAACCGAAUCAUGGGGCCCUGUGAAUGGGGUUAGUCGCACCACCCGGAGUCUCGUCGAGUACCUCCGCAGUCAUGGCGUCGAACUGAUUCUCGUCGCACCUCAUUUCAAAGGCGAGUAUGGCUCAAAACAGACCUCGGAGUGGGAGCGUCGUCUGCCUGGCUGCGCCUUGCCCUACAAUCCGGAUUUGACGAUUGUCUAUCCCUUUCAUUUGGGCGAGGUCUAUAAGCAAACGUUCCAUCCCGACAUCGUCUAUCUCGCCAGUCCUGCAUCCCUCGGGUUUCAGAUGCUACUGCAGAUCCGUCAGCUGCGAUCGCCACCGCCCGUCCUACUGAAUUUUCAAACCGACCUCUCGGCCUACGCGGAGAUCAUGCUGCCGGCACCUCUCAAUCAAUUUGGGGUCUGGCUGUUGGCCAGUGUCCAGGGGUUCUUGUUCCGCACGGCUGCCGUGCGUACAAUCUUCUACCCAUGCUCCGCCAUCCGGGGGUACCUUGAACAGGCCGGUGCCCCCGUUGAUCGGCUGAUCCAAUUGGGCCGCGGCGUAGACACCGUCCUCUUCACUCCAACCCAUCGCGACGAGGCCUACCGCCGGGAGAUCGCGCCCGCUGGCGAGAUCAUACUCAUCUGUGUCUGCCGGAUCGCCCCCGAGAAGGGGUUCGAGUUCCUCGCGCAGGUCGCGACUCGCUUGGCGGCGGACAAAGUACCGUUCAAGCUGCUGAUCGUCGGCGGCAACCGCAAUCCUGUAGUGGAAAACCGAGUCAAGCGUCUCUUUGAUGGGCUCCGCAACCAUGUCAUCUUCACUGGAUUCCUCACUGGUGUAUCACUGGCUCGGGCUUAUGCCUCCGCCGACCUUUUCCUCCAUUGUUCCAUCACGGAGACCUUUGGUUUGGUCGUGCUGGAAGCCAUGGCUAGUGGACUACCUGUCAUCGCGCGGGACCAGGGCGGUCCCUCUGAUAUCAUCCGCCACGGUCAGACGGGUUAUCUGGUUCCCCCGCAAGAUCUGGAUCGCUUCACCAAUCUGACCCGGGACGUGUCCCACGAUUCUAUUCGACGGUCGAUACUCGCUGCCGCGGCGCGCCAAUAUGCCGACGACACCACCUGGGAAAAGAUCAACCGUCGCGCGGCCUGGCAUAUGGCAGAUGCUUUAACUCAUACGGAUCAAGAGUCGCAUGGUCCACGGCCUCGGGUGCGGCCUGGCAUCAUUGGAUCCACGAUGGAACAAAUCCGCCUCGUUUUUGCCGUAGGGGUGGUCUACGCGAUGUGGCUGAUUGCUGUGGUCCCAUUGAUCGUCCAUGGGCACCGCUUCAUUCCCCGGGCCUGGCAAGCGGUCCGAGAACAGUUCCAGUGUACUCGGCCGCUUCGCAGCUGA